Myotis davidii is the source of this 1332-nucleotide messenger RNA. RefSeq names its product disintegrin and metalloproteinase domain-containing protein 30-like. Lineage: Eukaryota; Metazoa; Chordata; Mammalia; Chiroptera; Vespertilionidae. Gene Ontology annotation, biological process: proteolysis; male gonad development. The transcript has a single exon. The annotation marks the transcript as partial. The record is from RefSeq and is a predicted model, not a curated record. Gene Ontology annotation, cellular component: plasma membrane; sperm head plasma membrane; external side of plasma membrane. Gene Ontology annotation, molecular function: metalloendopeptidase activity.
AUGGCUCGGUAUAGUGACUUUGCUGACAGCGUUAAACACCAAAGGUACUUGGAGUUGGCCAUGGUCUUUGAUCAUGAUAGAUAUCUGUAUUUGAAUUCCAAUCUUAGUCAAGCAAUAGAUGAUGCCAUUCUUAUGGCUGGGGUGAUAGAUACUUACUAUCAAGAGAUCAGUCUGAGAAUACAUCUAAAAGGUGUUGAAGUAUGGACGACUACAAACAAAGUAAGACUUUCAUAUGAUAAAAUAGUUUCGGCUUUAACCCAGUUUAGGGCAUACAGAACACAUGCCCUAAAUUCUAAGAUCCCGGCAGACUGGGAACACAUAUACAUUCAAGGAAACUUUACCGAUCACAAUUCAUGGCACUGGGGGAAAGUGUGUGGUAAGCAGUUUGUCGGAUCUGGAAGUGUUAUUAUAGAUAGGGAUCUCCUUUUACCUGCCAUUUGGACUACUCAUGAAAUAGGCCAUAGUGUGGGAAUGGAGCAUGACACGCAGUACUGCCAAUGUAGGGGGCAGCACAGUUGCAUCAUGGGCACCGGACGCACUGGGUUUAGUAAUUGUAGCUACAACGAUUAUAUAAACUACGUACGUCAAAAAGCAACAUGUCUGACUGACAUCCCAGGACUAGGGUUUGUGGUUAAGAAAUGCGGAAACAAAAUUGUGGAAGACAAUGAGGAAUGUGACUGCGGUUCGAGAGAGGACUGUGAAAAAGACCAUUGUUGCGAACCAGAUUGUAAAUUCAAACAGGGUGCCACGUGUAGCACGGGACUUUGCUGCCACAAAUGUCACUUUCGUCCAUCUGGGUACAUGUGUCGGGAGGAAGAAAACGAAUGUGACCUUGCAGAGUACUGCAAUGGGACCUCGAGCUUCUGCCCAAAUGACAUGUAUAAGCACGAUGGCACCCCGUGCAAGUAUGACGCCCGUUGUUUCCAGAAGGGGUGCUGGUCCGCAUAUGUGCAGUGCCAGCGCAUUUUUGGAUCUGAUGCCAGGGAGGCUCCAGAUCAGUGCUACGAAGCAGUUAAUUUAAUAGGGGAUCAAUAUGGCAACUGUGGUAUCAUUGCAGUCGCUCAGUAUGAAAAGUGUACCAAGCAGAAUUCCUUAUGUGGCCGACUGCAGUGUAUAAAUGUCCCAACCCUCCCUGACAUGCCAGAUCACAUGAGUGUGGUUUCUACUCAUCUGCAGAAUGAAAAUCUGUUGUGCUGGGGCCUAGGCUACCAUCCGGCCAUGGUAUCCAUGGGGAUUCCUGACUUGGGUGUAAUCCAUGAUGGCACCUCCUGUGGCAAGGGCCAGAUGUGCUGGAACAGAACUUGUGUGGAUACUUCCAUCCUGAAGAUUGAC